UGAAAGAUUCUCAACAUGGCUGGUAAUUUUUGGCAAAGUUCUCAUCAUCAACAAUGGAUACUAGAUAAACAAGAUCUAAUUCGAGAUCGCCAACAUGAUUUAGCUAAGCUGUCGGAGGAAGAAUAUCAAAAAAUAUUCAACUUUUUCGCGAGCAUUAUACAAGUUUUAGGGGAGCAGUUAAAAUUACGACAACAAGUAAUUGCCACGGCCACUGUGUAUUUUAAACGUUUCUAUGCGAGGAAUUCAUUAAAAUGUAUAGACCCAUUACUCUUAGCGCCAACGUGUGUAUUUCUCGCUUCUAAGGUAGAGGAGUUUGGCGUGAUUUCAAACUCAAGACUGAUAACAACAUGUCAAACAGUUAUUAAAAACAAAUUUAGUUACGCGUAUGGACAGCAAGAGUUUCCAUACAGAACGAAUCAUAUACUCGAAUGUGAAUUCUAUUUACUAGAAAAUUUAGAUUGUUGCCUUAUAGUUUAUCAGCCAUAUAGACCUCUGUUACUCUUUGUUCAAGAUAUAGGACAAGAUGAUCAACUUCUGACUUAUGCUUGGAGAAUUGUUAACGAUUCUCUCCGGACUGAUGUUAGCUUACUAUACCCUCCAUAUCAGAUUGCAAUUGGGGCCCUUCAUAUAGCAUGUGUUAUGCUUGGAAAAGAAAAUUUAAAACCCUGGUUCGCUGAACUAAAUGUUGAUAUGGACAAAAUACAAGAAAUUGUCAGGUCAAUAAUCAAUUUAUAUGAAAUGUGGAAGAGUUAUGAUGAGAAAAAGGAAAUUCAAAGUCUUCUAGGAAAAAUGCCAAAGCCAAGUCCAGCACCUCAAAGAUAAUACUAUAUAUUGGAAUAAUAUUUUUACUAGUGACUGUUUUACUUUAUAAAGAAUUGAUAAUUCAAAAA
This is a messenger RNA of Melitaea cinxia (Glanville fritillary), 890 nucleotides long. RefSeq names its product cyclin-C (gene CycC). Gene Ontology annotation, cellular component: mediator complex; nucleus. The coding region runs from base 16 to 822 and encodes 268 amino acids. Lineage: Eukaryota; Metazoa; Arthropoda; Insecta; Lepidoptera; Nymphalidae. The transcript has 3 exons. The record is from RefSeq and is a predicted model, not a curated record. Gene Ontology annotation, molecular function: cyclin-dependent protein serine/threonine kinase regulator activity. Gene Ontology annotation, biological process: positive regulation of transcription by RNA polymerase II.